Messenger RNA from Ilex paraguariensis (yerba mate), 1262 nucleotides. Lineage: Eukaryota; Viridiplantae; Streptophyta; Magnoliopsida; Aquifoliales; Aquifoliaceae. The record is from the annotation of a GenBank genome assembly.
CCAUUUUCUGCUUAUCUCGUGUAUAUACAAUUGGUUUCUCGCAACGUUUGGUAAUUCCAUUGAUUGAUUUCAGAGUUCUGCAAUGGAAUACUUCCAAAAAGCAAAAUCGAUCAGGCUCCGAAGCCACCAUGACAAGUACUUACUAGCCGAGGAAGACCAAGAAUCCGUGUACCAAGAUCGUUCUGGCACGAUUAAGAACGCGAAGUGGACAGUUGAGUUUGUUGAAGGCAUCGAAAAUGUCAUUCGCUUGAGAAGUUGUUAUGGAAAAUACCUUACCGCCACGGAAGAACAAGUCCUUCUGGGCGUGACGGGUCGAAAAGUUCUUCAAACAACUCCGAGAAAAUUGGAUUCAUCAGUUGAAUGGGAGCCAAUUAGAGAUGGGUUCAAAGUGAAGCUCAAAACGAGAUAUGGUAAUUAUUUGCGUGCAAAUGGUGGGUUACCCCCUUGGAGAAAUUCAAUUACAAAUGAUAUACCUCAUAGGCAUCACGAUUGGAUUUUAUGGGAAGUUGAUGUUGUUGAACAACGUCCAGAAUCACCCAAAAAAGUUUCACGAUCCGAGUCUAUUGAUUCUGAUCUGGGUUCUUCUUCUUUUCAUCUUAGGUCACCCAUUUUGUCCAAACUUGAGUCAAGUGAUUCGUUUGAUGGUUCAUCUGUCAAGUCUGAAGGUCGUCUUAUACACUACAAUGUGGUGGAUGACAAUGGAGGUAUUGAUGAUGCCAUUGAAGGGCCUUCGUUCAAUUUUAAAGGGCAUGGUUUAGAGGAAUUGACUGAGAAAUUGGAGGAAGAGACGGGGCUGGAGAACAUAAUUGUGUGUUCCCGCAAUCCAUUGAAUGGGAAGCUUUACCCUCUUCGGCUAGCUCUUCCCCCCAACAAUGCAACUAUGAAUAUUGUUGUAGUUCCCUCAACGUCCAAAGUGGCAGGAGAUUUUGUGCCCGAGACUCCCCCUUCAACGUGAACAAGGCAUACUCACCUGCAUACAUUUAUUUCAUCUACAAAGUCCAAACUGUCGCCUAUACAGAGAAGAUCUAAGCAGUAGCGGUUGUGUUUCACUUCUCCAAUUGCUAGGGAAACAAAUAUUUAUGGGCAGGAGCUGUGCUGGGGUUUUGUAGUUAUUGCAGAGUAUUCAGGGAAAUUGCUGUUAUCCAACAGUAAUAUGUCAGAAGAACUUCUCAAAUGAGUGUUGUAAUUUUCAGGGGACUUUGUGAAUGUAAUCUUCUGAUUGAUUUCUGAAAACAAGAGACUUCUUAUUGGAUGACUCGUAC